Laetiporus sulphureus 93-53 is the source of this 811-nucleotide messenger RNA. RefSeq lists its product as uncharacterized. The record is from RefSeq and is a predicted model, not a curated record. Bases 94 to 588 code for a protein of 164 amino acids. Lineage: Eukaryota; Fungi; Basidiomycota; Agaricomycetes; Polyporales; Laetiporaceae. The transcript has 2 exons.
UAUAGCUCACAUGAUUGCCCUCGAUCUGCAACUCGUCAAUCUGCUUGGCUUCAUCGCGAGACGUCAAUCAAGUUCGCUUAACCAAGCGUAUGGAUGAGACGCGUAGAACUAAUCACAUUAUGCUACGCCAACAGGUCGCAUUGUACCUGGUCACGUAGCUGGAUGGAAGAAGAGGGUGAGGUGUUCCGCAAGGGCACCGUUCUUCUUGGACCGGAAGAGAUGGAAGGCGAGUACGAUGGCGAGGAGCUACGUAGAGAACUAUUGGAGGCGAUGGUUGAACGCCCACCGCCGAGAGCGGUCCUUGAUGACUUCGGCGCCGAGCUUGAUCCUGAUCAUGCUUCACCCAUGUCACCUUCGACAUCCCCACAGGAGAAGAAGCCGCUGCCUCGACUAUAUAUACGGCGUUCGCGCUCGUCGUCCAACAGUGACUCGCCUCAGGCUAUGUCUUCUACCGACAAGUCACCGGAUGGAUCCGCCGCGUUAGGAGUGACUAGUCCGACUUCGCCGACGUCACCUUCCGUGCAGUUCAAGGCCUUCCUCAGUCGCAGAACCUCGUCCGCGUCAUCAAAUUCCAAGGACGCUGAGUGAGGCGUUGUAAUAACAAUGGUCAGUGCGCUCGUUUCGUCCGGCAUCCCCAACUGAGUCUUUCCUUCAGUCUUUGGAAAUCGCCGAUGAGACAUCUGCACGCUCACAACUCUACUUUGUUGAUAUCCCCGCAUUUUUCGGCUUUCAACGUUGUGCAUUCUGACCAUGGACAUACGCUUUUGGUGUCUUCCUGCUUUGAUUAAGGAAGGCACCGUCAUUUUAGAUA